CUUCCGCGUUUCUGUUCAGCACACAGGCGUGGUAAAAAAAUGGCAGAACAAAAUUCAGUGCCGAGUGAUCUUUACAAGCAUGUAUAUUCAUUUCUACUAGAGAACAAGUUUACCAAGGCUGCUCAACACUUCAUCAAACAAGCUAAAGUGCCUCCCCAGAAUGAAAAACAAGAUGCCGGUCUGCUUGACAUAUUCAACUUCUGGGUGAAGUCUCCUGAAGCUAAGAAACGGAAGGCGCUGCCCAACGGUCCUGGAGCAAGUGACAGGCCGUCUGCUAAGAAGGCGAAGACUGCGGAGAGCUCCAGUGAGGCUGCAGCACCUGCCAAGGCCACACCCACAGCUACAGCGGCCGAGUCCAGCAGCAGCGACGAGUCCAGCGACGAGGAGGCCGCAGCGAAGAAGCCUGCAACAGCCAAAGCCCCAGUGAAGACCCCAGUCGCUGCAGCAGCUAAAGCCCCAGUGAAGACCCCUGUCGCUGCAGCAGCUAAAGCCCCAGUGAAGACCCCAGUCGCUGCAGCAGCUAAAGCCCCAGUGAAGACCCCAGUCGCUGCAGCAGCCAGGAAAAAGGACUCCAGCUCGAGCAGUGAGUCAUCUGAAGAUGAGGCUCCAGCUAAAGCCCCCGUGGCCAAAGGAAAAGCUGCAGCCGCGACCCCUAAGGCAGCCGCGACCCCUAAGGCAGGGACGGCCGCCAAAGCAGCAGCUCAGAAGAAGGCUGAGACCAGCAGCAGUGAGGACAGCUCCAGUGAAGACGAAGCGCCCGCUAAGACCCCUCCAGCUAAGACCCCUGGUCCUGGCAAGCCCCCUCCGGCUAAGACUCCUGGUCCUGUCAAGACCCCUCCGGCUAAGACUCCUGGUCCUGUCAAGACCCCUCCGGCUAAGACUCCUGCUAAGGCAGCCGAGUCUAGCAGCGAUGACUCUUCUUCAGAUGAAGAGGAGACUCCUCCCAGCAAGAAGGCCAAACCAGGUGAAUACAGUGCAGUUCCACCCCCUGGAGCUGCCGUAAAGAAGGCCGUGGCUCCUACAGUGGCCAGCAAGGCCAAAAAGGACCGCUCCUCAGACAGCAGGGAGGCGGAAGUGUCAGCAGUCCCUGUGAAGUCUACCCCAGUAAAGACUGUGACCCCUAAACCUGCUGCUGCUGCUGCUAAGAAGGCAGAGUCCAGCUCUGAGAGCUCAGACUCUAGCUCUGAAGAUGAAGAAGCAAAAAAGGCCCCGGCUAAGGCUGCCCCGGCUAAGGCUGCCCCGGCUAAGGCGGCCCCGGCUAAGGCGGCCCCGGCUAAGGCGGCCCCGGCUAAGGCGGCCCCGGCUAAGGCGGCCCCGGCUAAGGCUGCCCCGGCUAAGGCGGCCCCGGCUAAGGCGGCCCCGUCAGAAGAUUCUUCCUCGGACUCGAGCUCAGAGGAUGAAGAAGAGGUGACAGUGAAAUUGGCACCAGCUAAGGCGACUCCUACGGGGACCCCAGGCAAGGCUGCAGAAUCCUCCUCUGACUCAAGCUCAGAAGAUGAGAAAGAAGCUAAGAAGCCAGUUGCCAAGGCUGCUCCUGCCAAGGCUGCUCCUGUCAAGGCCACUCCUACUAAGAAAGCCGACUCGUCAAGCUCAGACUCUGACAGCAGCUCUGAGGACGAGGCCCCAGCCAAACCUGCAGCAGCUACCAAGAAACCUGCAGCAGCUACCAAGAAACCUGCAGCGGCCCCCAAGGUCCCAGCCAAGGCUGCUGCAGAGAGCAGCUCGGACUCCGACUCUUCAUCUGAAGAUGAGGCUCCAGCUAGGAAGGCUACCCCGGCCCCUGUUACUAAACCAGCCUCCAAACCAGUCUCCCCAGUUAAACCAGCUGCUGCUGAAAGCAGCUCGGACUCCGACUCUUCUGAAGAUGAGGCUCCAGCUAAGAAGGCUACCCCGGCCCCUGUUACUAAACCAGCCUCCAAACCAGUCUCCCCAGUUAAACCAGCUGCUGCUGAAAGCAGCUCGGACUCCGACUCUUCUGAAGAUGAGGCUCCAGCUAAGAAGGCUACCCCGGCCCCUGUUACUAAACCAGCCUCCAAACCAGCCUCCAAACCAGCCACCCCCGUGGUGAACAAACUAGCCCCAACCAAGGCCGUAGCCGAGAGCAGCUCCGAUUCUGACAGCGACAGCUCAGACGACGAGGUCGCUGCAGGCAAAAAGACCACCAAACCUACAGCCGCAGCCAAGACUCCUGCUUCAGCCAAGACUCCUGCUUCAGCCAAGACUCCUGCUUCAGCCAAGACUCCUGCUUCAGCCAAGACUCCUGCUUCAGCCAAAGCUGCAGAGUCCAGCAGCAGUGACGACAGCUCUAGUGAUGAGGAAGAGGCAGCAACAUCCUCGACUAAGAAGGCAGCUGCCCCAGCCUCGACUAAGAAGGCAGCUACCCCAGCCUCGACUAAGAAGACAGCUACCCCAGCCUCGACUAAGAAGGCAGCUACCCCAGCCUCGACUAAGAAGGCAGCUACCCCAGCCUCGACUAAGAAGGCAGCUACCCCAGCCUCGACUAAGAAGGCAGCUACCCCAGCCUCGACUAAGAAGGCAGCUACCCCAGCCUCGACUAAGAAGGCAGCUACACCUAAAGCCUCCUCCACCCCUGCUGCCAAGGCAACAACACCGGCUAAGGCUGCCGAGACGUCGUCGUCCCAGGACAGUAGCUCUGAGGAAGAGGAGACGAAAACACCGGCAGCAGUCACCAUCACCAACGGCAAGAGAAAGAGGGAUGGAGAAGACUCGUCUUCUGAGAGCGAAGAGGAGGAGGAAGUAACGACGCCUAAAAACCAGAAAGUAUUACCAGCACCACAGACUUACCCCAAAGUCUCUAAGAAGAUCAAUGUACCUUUCCGUAGAAUAGUAGAGGAGGACAUUGAAGUGGACAACCGUCUGGCAGACAACUCCUUCGAUGCCAAGCGCGGGUCGGAUGGAGACUGGGGCCAGAGGGCCAAUGACGUGCUCCGCUUCACCAAGGGGAAGUCCUUCCGUCACGAGAAGACCAAGAAGAAGAGGGGAAGCUACCGCGGAGGAGCCAUCUCCCAAUCUGUCAACUCCAUCAGGUUCGACAGCGACUGAGAAACCUAGUCAUCAUCGUCAUCAUCAUCACCCCUCUUCAUCCUGUCGCCUGACCCCCUUCCCUCCAACCUGAUUGAGCCGAAACAUUAACUGAACUACCUACAGCUGUGUUGACAAGACGGUCACAUUGACAGCUAGGCUUCCUAGUGAUUUUAGUUCAUAAGUCUUGUGUUAAACCUUUUCAAAAGGCUUUUUUUUUUUAUGGGGGUAGAAGACGACACAAGUGGUCCUGAAAUGGCAUCCUAUUUGCUUUAUAGUGCUGUUGAUCUGAUCUAGAGCAGUGCACUAGUAGUAGUGUGCUAUUUAGGAUGCUGUCUCAUGGGUCAAGGCCGCAGGGGGAGUGGUCUGUGUCUGUGCUUCAGUAAUCUAUACCACGUUUAAAGGGUUAAUGUCCUUAGGCUGCAUUUACAACGUAUAGCCACCGGGUGGCGGUAGUUAGCCACAAAUUCUGUUAAAUAUCCAUUUAAAAGUGUAAACUGUUCUCAAUUUUUUUGUUUGUUUUUUCUCUCAGUCAUUAAUCUGUUGCUUGUUGUAGUAUUGUUAGCGCGGUAUCUUCCCCCUUCUGUCCAGUGUCUCCUCAGUAUCAACAUUUUGAAAUGCUCUGUUGCUUGUUGUUUUAAUGCGGAUUGGAGGAGGAGGGUUACUUGAUUUUUAAAGCAGACCAGGUCUUUUGAAUGAUAAUGUAAUUUGUUGCCGUCCCCUUACCAGAUCUCACAACACCUGGAUAAGUAUUCAACCAACGGUCUGGAACGUGUCCGUCCUUUCAACAUCCUCUGCAGUCUCUCGGAGACCCAUCACGGUUUAGAUAUGAAGGUUUUUAUGUACGUGUUUAACUCGUAAGCCGGGGAUCAUCCAACUGUUGUUUAUGAGCUCUAUAGUGUUGGAAGUAACUCCCUCAUGUUCGGUAUACAAAACGUUUGGAAACAGGAAAACACAGGAUCUGAAAUGGCACCCUAAAGUAGUGUACUAUAUAGGGAAUAGGGUUCUAUAGGGCACUGGUCUAAAGUAGUGCACUACAUAGGGAAUAGGGUUCUAUAGGGCUCUGGUCUAAAGUAGUGUACAAUAUAGGGAAUAGGGUUCUAUAGGGCUCUGGUCUAAAGUAGUGUACUAUAUAGGGAAUAGGGUUCUAUAGGGCACUGGUCUAAAGUAGUGCACUACAUAGGGAAUAGGGUUCUAUAGGGCUCUGGUCUAAAGUAGUGUACUAUAUAGGGAAUAGGGUUCUAUAGGGCACUGGUCUAAAGUAGUGCACUACAUAGGGAAUAGGGUUCUAUAGGGCUCUGGUCUAAUGUAGUGUACUAUAUAGGGAAUAGGGUUCCAUAGGGCUCUGGCCUAAAGUAGUGUACUAUAUAGGGAAUAGGGUUCCAUAGGGCUCUGGUCUAAAGUAGUGUACUAUAUAGGGAAUAGGGUUCUAUAGGGCUCUGGCCUAAAGUAGUGCACUAUAUAGGGAAUAGGGUUCUAUAGGGCUCUGGCCUAAAGUAGUGCACUAUGUAGGGAAUAGGGUUCUAUAGGGCUCUGGUCUAAUGUAGUGCACUAUAUAGGGAAUAGGGUUCUAUAGGGCUCUGGUCUAAAGUAGUGCACUAUAUAGGGAAUAGGGUUCUAUAGGGCUCUGGUCUAAAGUAGUGCACUAUAUAUAGGGAAUAGGGUUCUAUAGGGCUCUGGUCUAAUGUAGUGUACUAUAUAGGGAAUAUGGUUCCAUAGGGCCCU
Messenger RNA from Oncorhynchus keta (chum salmon), 4767 nucleotides. Its product is annotated as nucleolar protein dao-5-like. Gene Ontology annotation, molecular function: protein binding. Gene Ontology annotation, cellular component: nucleoplasm; nucleolus. The record is from RefSeq and is a predicted model, not a curated record. Bases 40 to 3063 code for a protein of 1007 amino acids. NCBI's taxonomy places the organism in Eukaryota, Metazoa, Chordata, Actinopteri, Salmoniformes, Salmonidae. The transcript is spliced from 15 exons.